Alexandromys fortis (reed vole) is the source of this 1937-nucleotide messenger RNA. RefSeq names its product LIM homeobox 5 (gene Lhx5). Gene Ontology annotation, cellular component: nucleus. Lineage: Eukaryota; Metazoa; Chordata; Mammalia; Rodentia; Cricetidae. Gene Ontology annotation, molecular function: RNA polymerase II transcription regulatory region sequence-specific DNA binding; DNA-binding transcription factor activity, RNA polymerase II-specific; zinc ion binding. The record is from RefSeq and is a predicted model, not a curated record. Bases 1 to 1209 code for a protein of 402 amino acids. The transcript is spliced from 5 exons. Gene Ontology annotation, biological process: neuron differentiation; regulation of transcription by RNA polymerase II.
AUGAUGGUGCACUGUGCCGGCUGUGAGCGGCCGAUCCUCGACCGCUUUCUGCUGAACGUGCUGGACCGCGCGUGGCAUAUUAAAUGUGUUCAAUGCUGCGAGUGCAAAACCAACCUCUCGGAGAAGUGCUUCUCCCGAGAGGGCAAGCUGUACUGUAAAAACGACUUCUUCAGGCGCUUUGGCACGAAGUGUGCUGGCUGUGCGCAAGGCAUCUCUCCCAGUGACCUGGUGCGCAAGGCCCGGAGCAAAGUCUUCCACCUCAACUGUUUCACCUGCAUGGUGUGUAACAAGCAGCUGUCCACCGGAGAGGAACUCUACGUGAUCGACGAAAACAAGUUUGUGUGCAAGGACGACUACUUGAGCUCCUCCAGCCUCAAGGAAGGAAGCCUCAACUCAGUGUCAUCCUGUACGGACCGCAGUUUGUCCCCGGACCUCCAGGACCCGUUACAGGACGACCCCAAAGAGACCGACAAUUCGACCUCAUCGGACAAGGAGACCGCUAACAACGAGAACGAGGAACAGAACUCCGGCACGAAGCGGCGGGGCCCGCGCACCACCAUCAAAGCCAAGCAGCUGGAGACGCUCAAGGCGGCCUUCGCGGCCACGCCCAAGCCCACGCGCCACAUCCGCGAACAGCUGGCACAGGAAACCGGCCUCAACAUGAGGGUCAUUCAGGUAUGGUUUCAGAACCGAAGGUCCAAAGAACGCCGCAUGAAACAGCUGAGCGCUCUGGGCGCACGGAGACACGCCUUCUUCCGGAGUCCGCGGCGCAUGCGUCCCCUGGGCGGCCGCUUGGACGAGUCUGAGAUGUUGGGGUCCACCCCGUACACUUACUACGGAGACUACCAAAGCGACUACUACACCCCAGGAGGCAAUUACGACUUCUUCGCUCACGGCCCGCCAUCGCAGGCUCAGUCCCCGGCCGACUCAAGCUUCCUGGCAGCGUCGGGACCCGGCUCGACGCCGCUGGGCGCGCUGGAACCGCCACUGGCCGGGCCGCACGGUGCGGACAACCCCAGGUUCACCGACAUGAUCUCGCACCCGGACACGCCUAGCCCGGAGCCUGGUCUGCCCGGAGCGCUGCACCCGAUGCCGGGAGAGGUGUUCAGCGACGGGCCCAGCCCGCCCUUCCCCAUGAGCGGCACCAGCGGCUACAGCGGACCCCUGUCGCACCCCAACCCCGAGCUCAACGAGGCGGCCGUCUGGUAAGGCCAAGGGGCCGGGCCGCCCUCUGUCAUCGAGCCCUGAACGCUUCCUGGGUCACUCUCAAGAGUCCUCUUUUGGAUUCGCACCCACCCGGCAACUCGCAUCUCCACCCUUCAGAGCUUCGGCGCGCGACUGCGCAAUUUCUUGGGACCAAAGUCAAUAUUCUGGAGGGUCGAGAUUCCAAGCACACCUUAGACGCCCGCGGGACCCCCCCCCUCCUCCCGCCCACAUCACCUCUUUGAACUAAGAGGGGAUUGGGACCAAGGAGAGGAGACCGUGGCGCAGCCCCUCCCUGCAAGCCGAGGCCAUUGUGAAAUCUUAUUUCUCACUCUUUCUCUUAAAAAAAAAAAAGGUAAUAAAGAGAGAGGUUGAAAGGGAGAGGGGAGAGAAAGAAGAGGAAAGCCUCAGCCGGAGAAGAAAAAUAGACAACCGCUGGUGAAUGGUGGCUUUGCGGGAAGACAAAUCCACAUGCGAGUUGGCGCCCCCUGGUGGCGAAUCUUGAGGCUCAAGGUCAGUUUGUCUAGGAAACUGUGCGGUCAGGACUGGGCCAGCCUGGGCCCAACUCUCCCGCUCCUCCAUACUUUGAGCCUGAGGGCUGGGCAGGAUUCGAACCCUCCGACCCCUGCUCUGUCCCUGAGCCGGGCGCCAAGUCGCUGGGCGUUUGCCCAGGGAUCACUCUCCCUGCCCGGGGCCUGGAGGCUGGGCCAUCAGGACAAACUAUACUUUUUUGG